AAAAAAAAAAAAAAAAAAAAAAACAACUACACGCAUAUACUACCUUCUCAAUUCAGUGGAUAUCGCUAACUAUUUGGAAGCUUUAGUUGAAUCAUUUUCGACGUUCGAAACCCCUAAACAAAGUAAGCAAGUUAUCCCGUGUGUUUUCACUCUUGAACACCAGCUGUUUGAGAGAGAGACUCUUCAUUCAAGAUAGAUGUAUUUCCGUUGACAACGUUGUCAAGUCACGAAAAUGCUGUUUCUCCAAACUGCUGUCUUGCCCAAACGCUUCUCACCUUUUUGUGAUGCUAGUUUGCAUCCAUUGUCACCACUUAGUGUUCAGAAUCCCAUGUUGGAAUGUACCCACAGUUUUUCUCAUUAUUCCCCUGUAUCUAGCCACCGCAUUGUAAAGUCUAUAUCAUGUUCAGUUUCUAGAAAGUCUCGUUCAAAGUCCGAGCCUGAACCUGAACCUGAAGCUAGUUCGAACCAAAGAGAAAGAAGAAGAAGUGACCAACCUAAAGAUGUGGAAUCCAGCAGUGAAGAUAAAAGUUCAGCAGAUACAUUCCCCACAACGAUUCCAAGGAAGCCGAGGCGUGGUCGUAGAAGUGAAGCCAUGGCAGUGGAAGAUUUUGUACGUGAUUCGCUCGAGCGCACGUUUGCCACAAUUCGGCAGCAGAACAAGGAUGCUUUGGAGAAUCAUGGAAAUAUAAUGAAGGAUAGAGAUGGUGACAGUUCUAAAUCUGAAAGCGGUGAUGGUGAUGAUGACGAUGACAAUGACAAUGGCAAGAAGGAGGAAGAUGAUGGUGAGGAGAUUGGAAAUAAGAUGAUGAUUGAGGAAGAAAGUAAAAGCUGGCCAUUGGAUGCAGAUGUUGGGUGGGGAAUAAGAGCUUCUGAGUAUUUUGAGAAGCAUCCAAUAAAGAAUGUGGUGGGAGAAGAUGGGUAUGAAAUUGACUGGGAAGGGGAGAUUGAUGACAACUGGGUGCAGGAGAUCAACUGUUUGGAGUGGGAGAGUUUUGCUUACCACCCCAGCCCAUUAAUUGUCCUUGUCUUUGAACGCUAUAACAGGGCAACUGAUAACUGGAAAAACUUGAAAGAGCUGGAGAAAGCAGUAAAGGUAUAUUGGGGAGCUAAAGAUCGGUUGCCUCCCCGGGCGGUUAAGCUAGAUAUCAAUAUCGAGAGAGAUUUGGCUUACGCCCUGAAAGUUAGAGAAUGUCCUGAAAUUUUAUUUUUACGGGGUAACAGGAUCGUGUACAGGGAGAAAGAACUCAGAACUGCGGAUGAGUUGGUUCAGAUGAUUGCAUUUUUCUAUUACAAUGCAAAGAAGCCUGCGUGGAUAGAUGAUAAUUUCUUGUAUUUUCGCUAUUGAUAAAUUUUCACAAAUGUCAUAUGGCCAUUGUCAACCUGAAGAUUGCGUGUCUUUGUAAUGAAACAAACAAAACUGACAGCAUUUUUUUAUAUGUAAAGUAUAAAACAAUCGGGCAAAUUUAUAAGUUUUAAGUAGUAAAAUAACUCUUCAGAAAAACAAAAAAAAAAAGAGUAGAACAUAAGCAUACAUAUUCAUUGUUUUAUCUUCUACGCAUUAUUGGCUACGGAGUUCAAUGUGCCUUAUGUAUUUUUCCUUUUCUAGUGUUUACGUUUUAACUUAUGUAAGUCAAGUUUUAACG
Molecule: messenger RNA, 1643 nt
Organism: Cajanus cajan (pigeon pea)
Lineage: Eukaryota; Viridiplantae; Streptophyta; Magnoliopsida; Fabales; Fabaceae
Gene: MRL7
Product: polyadenylate-binding protein 2-binding protein
Biological process (GO): chloroplast organization; regulation of DNA-templated transcription
Cellular component (GO): chloroplast stroma
Source: RefSeq, a predicted model, not a curated record